Molecule: messenger RNA, 6972 nt
Organism: Meleagris gallopavo (turkey)
Lineage: Eukaryota; Metazoa; Chordata; Aves; Galliformes; Phasianidae
Source: RefSeq, a predicted model, not a curated record
GUUAAGUGUUGAAGAAAAAAAGAUCAGAGCAGUAGCAGUUAGAGUGCUUUGCAAGUUACCCUGUGAUCGCCUUCCUCUGGAACCCCGAAUACACAUGCCAAAAGAUGGAUUCCAACUUAUAUCUUCUGGAUACCAAGCAUGGCUAAAGCAGUGCUCUAUGCCCAGAUCUCUGUGGCUGGGCUGCUCCAGCCUGGCGGACAGCAUGCCCUCGCUGCGAUGCCUGUAUAACCCAGGGACUGGCGCACUCCCAGCUUUCCAGAACUCCUCUGAAAGAGAAGACUGUAAUAAUGAUGAGCCCCCUAGGAAGAUCAUUCCUGAGAAGAAUUCACUUAGACAGACCUACAACAGCUGUGCCAGACUGUGCUUAAACCAGGAAACAGUAUGUCUAGGAAGCACGGCUAUGAAGACUGAAAAUUGUGUGGCCAAAACAAAACUUGCCAAUGGCACUUCCAGUAUGAUUGUGCCCAAGCAGAGAAAACUGUCAGCAAGCUAUGAGAAGGAGAAGGAGCUCUGCGUCAAGUACUUUGAGCAGUGGUCUGAGUCUGACCAGGUGGAGUUUGUGGAGCACCUCAUCUCCCAGAUGUGUCACUACCAGCACGGACAUAUAAACUCAUACCUCAAGCCCAUGUUACAGAGAGACUUCAUCACUGCACUGCCAGCUCGGGGAUUGGAUCACAUUGCUGAGAACAUCCUGUCCUACCUGGAUGCCAAAUCGCUGUGUGCUGCCGAGCUGGUGUGCAAGGAGUGGUACCGCGUGACGUCGGAUGGCAUGCUGUGGAAGAAGCUGAUCGAGAGGAUGGUCAGGACAGACUCGCUGUGGAGGGGGUUGUCAGAGAGGAGAGGAUGGGGACAAUACCUAUUUAAAAAUAAACCCCCUGAUGGGACUGCUCCACCCAACUCCUUCUACAGAGCACUUUACCCCAAAAUUAUACAGGAUAUAGAGACAAUAGAGUCAAACUGGCGGUGUGGGAGGCACAGUUUACAGAGAAUCCACUGCCGUAGUGAGACAAGCAAAGGCGUUUAUUGUUUACAGUACGAUGAUCAGAAGAUAGUCAGUGGCCUACGAGACAACACUAUCAAGAUCUGGGAUAAAAAUACAUUAGAAUGCAAGCGAAUUCUCACUGGACACACGGGUUCUGUCCUGUGCCUGCAGUAUGAUGAGCGGGUGAUCAUCACUGGAUCUUCAGACUCGACUGUCAGGGUGUGGGACGUGAAUGCGGGCGAGAUGCUGAACACACUGAUUCACCACUGCGAAGCAGUACUGCACCUCCGCUUCAAUAACGGCAUGAUGGUGACGUGUUCCAAAGACCGUUCCAUUGCCGUGUGGGACAUGGCUUCACCAACAGACAUCACCCUGAGGAGGGUGCUCGUAGGGCACCGUGCUGCUGUCAACGUAGUGGACUUUGAUGACAAGUACAUCGUAUCAGCGUCAGGUGACAGAACUAUAAAGGUAUGGAACACUAGUACCUGCGAAUUUGUGCGCACCUUAAAUGGCCACAAACGAGGCAUUGCAUGUCUGCAGUACAGAGACAGGCUAGUAGUGAGCGGCUCUUCAGAUAAUACUAUCAGGCUGUGGGAUAUCGAGUGUGGGGCAUGUUUACGAGUACUGGAAGGCCACGAAGAGCUGGUGAGAUGCAUCCGCUUUGAUAACAAGAGGAUAGUCAGCGGGGCAUAUGAUGGGAAAAUUAAGGUAUGGGAUCUGGUGGCUGCUUUGGACCCCCGUGCUCCAGCAGGGACCCUCUGCUUACGAACCCUUGUGGAGCAUUCUGGAAGAGUUUUUCGACUUCAGUUUGACGAGUUCCAGAUUGUCAGCAGCUCACACGAUGACACCAUCCUCAUCUGGGAUUUUCUGAAUGACCCAGCUGCCCAAGCAGAAUCCACUCGUUCCCCAUCCAGAACAUACACCUACAUCUCAAGAUAAAUAACAGUCCACUGUACCUCACACUCGCACAGGACUCAUUUAAGCUGCAGUAUUUAUAUUAUCUGCCAAUGCCAGGACAAAAGAACUAUCCACGUAACCAAUACUUGCUGAAGAGAGAAGGCUCUCAGACUUGUUUCUGGAACAAAGUUGGCAUGCGGUUGAUCUCAGACAGGGUCUACUCAGCGUGGCUGACUGCUAAAGUGCUGCUAUAUCAGAAGAUGACUUUUAUCUUUCGUGAACUAAUAACAUUUUUAAACCUCCCCAUCCCUUUCCUCCCUCAUCCCCAUUUUCCUGUUCACUCCCCUUCCCUUUACCCUGUUUGGUUUCCCUCCAAACCCAGUCACAGAUGUCCUGUGAAUAUAUUUAAGAUGUUGCCAGAAUGUGUUGCUUUGCUGUUAAGCAGAAGACUUACAGCCACAGUUCACCCUGCUGGGAGAGUCACCUCAGGGUGGGAGGGUGGGUGGGGAAGAGGCUGCUGCUCUCCUGCUGAAAUCCAUCUCCAUUGCUAGGCCUUUGUAAAAGCAUUCAGCUCUGAAGAGCGACAGAAACGCCAGACCUCACCCCCCACACCCACUGCAGCUUUUGGCUGUUCUGACCAUUCUUUUGGAGAGAGGACCCUUGAAAUUUGACUAUGAUGAGCCAAAUCCAUCUCUGUUCUCUCCUGCCUGCUCUGCUAACCCUCUGAAAGCUGGAUGUGCAUUGUAGUCUCCUUUAACAUCUGCUUGGCUGAGGAAUGCUAUUCAGUGAAAAGUUAAGCUCUCCUCUGCCAAAGUCCCAAGCAUGAGGGACUGGGGCUGAUGUCCAGUUCCCCCCAUCCUGGUGCAGCACUGUCUGAGGGCUGUAUUUCACUAACAAAGGAAUCAUUUGUGCAAAGGACAAUCUAACCCCCAUUUUCUCCCUGAAGGCAGUGUGUUGCCGAUGGCUGAGGAACCAUUCUCUGUUUUGGGUAAGGUUUGAGGCUGGGGCGAGGAGGGGAGCUGGAUAUACCCCUGCCCUUCCAUCCAAAGGCACAGUCCCCUGGUGAUGGCAGGUGGGCAGUGGUGGCCGUGAGCACAGGCAGUAAGGUUAGCAGUUCUGCAGCAUUUCUGGGGCUGGCCUUGCUAAAAAGCCUUAGGUGGGAGGGAUAGGAUCGCCUUUGUGUGUGCUUCUCUAACCUGUGUGCAUGCUGCAUUGCGGUUUAGGGACACAGGAUGAUUAGUCCCUUUGCUGGUAGCUGAGCUGGAUCUUUGCUCUCUAGCUGAGCCUUUUGCAAAUUGCUGUUGUUUAGAAGAUAAAAAUAGCCCUGGAGGGGAGGGACGUGUGAAACAAUUCUGCAUGUCUCUGAACUAGACAGAGAUCUGAUGUGACAUGGCUCUUUUUACUGAGCUGAAGGGAAUUGCAGCAGGCCUGCAACUGGAUUCAGGAAAGGGUGUAUAUCAGUCCCUGGCCGUUCCAGGCCAUGCCCACGUCUUGAAUAACCCUCACUGCCUCAGUGGGGAGGUGCUCCAGUCCUGCAGUGGGAAACAAGGUCCUUUGUCUCUGGGCUGGAAGGGUUUUAAACAGGCUUUCUAACACUCUUUAAACUUGGAAUUUGGCAGAUGGGACGUUUUAUUCAGCUAUUCUCAUCAGUUUCACUUUGCUAGGGAAGCAGUUGUGUUGAUUCUAAUUGCUUGGGAUGUGCUUUUUCCACCAAUGAAGUUUUGUGAGGAGCCGGACCAAGAGUCCCCAAAGAGCAGUCCAGAGGGCUUAAAUUGUUCUGGUGACGGUCAGGAUGGACAACAUGGCAGUGGAUGUAUGGAGGAAUGGAAAGCAGGUGCUUGGGGAGCACCUGGUGUAGUUCCUGAAAUGCAUGAGCAGCAGUACUGAGCACCCAGCUCCUGUAUUUUCAUUGAGCCUGGAGACUGCAUCAGUUCAAAAGAGCAGCUCAGAGCAUGUGAUGGCACUCCUGUUUUCUGUUUGAACUAUUGCUGUAAAAGGGAUCUCACAGGUUAGCUCUACUCUGCUCAGGUAGCACUGGCAGUAUGACUUACCUCUGCAGAGUCCUGAAUGUUCUGGAUCGUAAUAAUAAGUUCAUCUACAACUAAUUUUGAUGCUACUUUUGAGUCUAAGAAGGUUGCUGUGGAUUUCAGACAGUUAUACAUAUCAGGUGCACUGCAGUCCCAGAGCAAAACUGGCAGGGGAGCAGAGAGCACCCAAGUUUACAUCCCAGACUUCUCUCAGUUGAAGUUCGGAAUCUAAUUCUUAAUCCUACCUGCAUGCAGUUCCUCUUAGUUCAGUUACUACAAGGUCUGCAGCAUGGUUACGUAUCAGUAGGGGAUAAACCUUGGCUUCAGAUCUAAUAGUCACUUUCCUCAUCUUGUCCUGUUGUCCUGUCUUUCACAUUCAGGUUACUGUGGAAAACAGUGAUCUGUUACUCCAGCCUCUGACAGCUGCAGAACCUCCUAAUAUUUUAGUUGCAUCUUUGUGGGUAGCACCUGCAGAGGUGUGUUUUAUUUUACUAUCUGUAGAAGUCUGGGAGAACCAGAAGACUGGCGGGCCAGGCGCACUGUUGCAGACUGCCAUGGUUGUCAUAGCUCUGCUGCUCCAUGCUGCUGUGUUGUAACUUCUGAGUGCUGGGUAUUUCAAGUGGUACUGUAGUUCAAACUCUGCUGUCUAGAGCAUUUUAAGGUACAGUUUGUGAGCAACAGCUGAACUCCCAUUUUUUGGCAAACAUAGGAACGCUGUCUCCCUUUCAAGUAGGGGCUGGGUACUUCAUACUGAACUGCAGAGGGUGAGGAUCCUUAACCCAUCCCUGAGUUGUACACAUUUUCUGAUAGCUAGGAAGGAAACUGAAGUGAACUGAUGUAACUUGAACUUGAAGCUGCCACAGGCUGGCACUUGGUGGUGUUCAUUUGCACACAGGGAGGAGCAAUCUGGUAAGUACAUCUCCCAGAGUCAGAGGAGAGUGGCUUUUUCAAACUUCCCCCCUUAGGAUACAUGUGCUUGUGUGUGUGAGAGUGCAAGAGCACCUGUGAGAGAGGUUUCAGCGUGAACUGAAUGGGUAAUCGCUCAGCCAGGUUGGAGUAAUUGCAGAGCUUAUGAUGAAAAGAGCUAGCACCUGCCCACAGAAAGGAGAUAAAAGGGGCUGAAUGUGUCUGUGGGCUUUAAGUGUUGCACAUCAUUUUGAAAUGAAAUACCUCUGCUGCAUAGAGAUCGUCACUUCUCCCACAAGCAGGGAGCUCGCAGAGCCUUCCCCUUGGGCUGCGGGAUCCGCGUACUGCAGGUGUGGGACAUCCAGAGCAGGACCAUCCCUCUGGCCACACCGUCUCCUGCUUGUGACUCCUUUGGCAAUAGGACACCGUUUUGCUGCAAAUAUUUCUCAUCCUCAGAGGAAUUCAGCUUGCUUUAAAAUAUGCAAAUAGAAAAUGGCACGAAGGAAUUUGCAGCAAGAGAACUUGUGCGGCUGUCUCCUCCCCAUUAACCUUCAGGGACAGACACGUCCACUACUGGAAGGGAAGGAUGCAGGUGACAAGUUGAGAAGCCUGAUCAUCAGAAACAUUGAAAUGCUUUACACUUGUUCCUAAACUGGAAGCUGACUUGGACCACCGUGCUCCACCUACCUGCCACCUGCUCCUGCUCUAAAGGAUCCUUUUUUCUUUUUUUUUUCUUUUUUUUUUUUUUAACAACACUGAAAAAACUGGAGACUACCGUGCACGUUCCUCUGCCCCAGGUAUGUUCCCUGCCCCUGUCACGCACUCCUUCCUCAGUCUGAGCAGGGCUCCAGGCUUGGCUCUCAGUUCUUCAGCAUCCUGGCUCUGAUGGGGCAGCACGUCUCUGAGAGCGCCUUCCUUUCACACCUGUAGGUCUGACUGUUGUGGCUGAUGCAGUCAGUGUUUGUGCUGAGGCACGGCACUAGCAGCUCUCCUUGGUGAGAGAUGCGAGGAGAGGAGCCCCAGCCUUCCUGCUGCAGGCCUGGGGAGGAGAGGAGGAGAUGACUCUGUGGCUGAAGGUUAGGAGGGAAGUGUGGGGGUGAGAUGGAGCUCUGCACGAGUGGGGACAGUGCUGCAAAAACAGGGUUCUUAGCUAGUGUACUUGGCUCACAAGGAUGAAGGGUUACUGUGAGGACAUCAGAAAUGCCAGGAGGUCAUCGAGCAGUGCCUGCAGGAAUGGGUGGGUCCACUGAUGCGCACCCUUAUGUUGCACUGGGGGCAAGGGGUGAGAGGUCUGAACUGCAGUGACCAAGAGGACUUUGCCAGGUCUCCCAGUGGCAUGCAUGAUGCACUAAUGUGCUGAGCCUUGCCCUGCUGCUGUUCCCCAAGGAGCAAUAACAGCUUCCCAGAAGGAAGGGGAACAGCAGGAGACCCAGCUGUCCCUGGAGAGGUCUCCGUAUGAAAUCCCUCCUUCAUCCUGCCAGCAAAUCCCACUGGGUUGAUUGGCAUGAGGGCCACGGUCUUUGUCCUCACACUUAAUACCAAAACAGAAGCGGCGGGUCCCACGGGCACAUUCCUUCUGCCCGUCCCCAGCAGUGGGCUGGGAGGGGUGGUCGCCUGCUGAGGCUGAGAUUCGGUUCCCCUCCUUUUCCCCUCACUCCUUUUUUUUUUUUUAAUGAGCUGUAGCCUAACUCCUGGCACGUUCCCAGAGCUUCUCUCCCGUGGUGAGCCUUGAUACGCAGCCAGAAUAAAUCAUCCUUUGUCUUGUCAGAAAAUUCUCCCCGUGACUUUGUGCUUGUUCCCAAAGACCGCUGGGCUUCCCUGCUUGUCCCGUGGAUAUCUCACAGGAGUUGUCACCACUGGUUAAUCUUCGGUGACAUUAAACUGAUACACUGAAAAUCAGAGGGAUGCUGAUGUGCAUGGAUGUACGAGCCCUUAAUGUAUGGUAACUGACUGCUGGAUGGGUCCCUUUUGUAGUAGGUGGUCACCCCAAAAACUGUCCCUGCUCAGACUGAGGGCUGGGGAGGGAAAGGACGUGGCCUCUCCAGAGUUUUCGGUUUGUUACUCUGCUAUAUUUGUUAUCUGGAUUCUUAAGUAACGAGUGCUUUGAAUUUUGUGAUUAUGUUACGGUGAUGUGUAGUUAAUGUACUAAUGUUCACUUGA